CGACCCGCGACAGCUCCUUGUGCCGCCGCACACCUCUUUGUCUGAUGUGUGGAAAGUGUUGUACGUAUGGAUCUGUAGAUUCGGGCGGGCGUGACCGAGACCACACAACUUGCACUCGAUAACGCUCGCGGUCGGAGACACUCACUCGUGGGCCUGGCAAUCAUGCAUCACACAGACGGGUCGCCGUACAUGCGGCACUGCGUCGUGGUGGCCUUGACGGCUUCCCAAAUGCUCGCCUGAGCGGUGAACAGCGCUGUGUAGACCUGAGACACACACGUGGAUGGACACACACACACACAUGGAUGGGCGUACGUAUGAGACACGCGCAAAGGCGCUGACGUACUUACUUUGCCUGGGAAGACGCAUGUGUAGGGGAAGUUGAUCAAAGCACACACCUGCACCCUGACAUGCGAAGGCACAGAGAGAGGAUGGGUAGAUGCAUCCCUGUCUCUGUCUCUCUCUGUGUCUCCGGCUCACUUGUACACGAAGAUGCACGCGCACAGGACGCCCAUCAAAGUUGCGAGCACGCUGUUGAUCAUCGAAAAC
Molecule: messenger RNA, 546 nt
Organism: Vitrella brassicaformis
Lineage: Eukaryota; Vitrellaceae
Source: the annotation of a GenBank genome assembly